AUGCAGCAAAAAUGCCCUUUGUCACAGCAACAAAAUGAGUGUGAACAAUACCACAACCUUGCUGCUGCUGCUGCUGCUGCUACCGUCUUUAUCUCCUUACUAUCAUCCUCAGAAAGACCAAAAUUGAUGGCUCGCCAUCUUUUUUGCUUCAUGUCUUUGAUACUUGUGUUCAGAAUGGCUGUUGUAUCUUCUGCCAGUGAACUUGACAACGGUUAUAUCCCAAACCCAGAGAAUAACAUUCCAAAUAACCAACCAAAACAACAGGACAACGGCAACCCUGUGGACACUCCAACAAAUUUCAACAUACCAAUUAUAUCGGAACCCAAACCAAAGGUACCUGUGACUCCACCAUCACCAGAGCACAAGAAGCCUAAGUACAACCACCCAUUACCAAUCUACAAAAAACCAUUUCCCACCCCAUUGCCUGUACAUAAGAAGAAGCCAAUGUACAAGAAGCCCAUAUAUAUUCCGAAGCCUAUCUAUAUUCCAAUUUACAACAAUCCAACUAGUGAUACUCCUGCCCAAGCUCAAGCUCAAGCUCCAGCUCCAGCUCCAACUGAGGAUGAUUAUCCUGAAAACCCUCCAUCUUCACCUCCAUCUUCAUCUCCACCUCCAUCUCCAUCUCCAUCUCCACAUCCAUCUUCACCUCCAUCUUCAUCUUCAUCUCCACCUCCACCUCCACCUCCACCAACCCAAUCUCCUACAAACGGAGCACCUCCACCAUAUAAGUCACUAGACUAUAUUCCAGCUCCAGUAUUUGACCCUCCAAUUAAUGACCCCUCUCGUUAA
Messenger RNA from Chenopodium quinoa (quinoa), 789 nucleotides. RefSeq names its product pollen-specific leucine-rich repeat extensin-like protein 4. NCBI's taxonomy places the organism in Eukaryota, Viridiplantae, Streptophyta, Magnoliopsida, Caryophyllales, Amaranthaceae. The coding region runs from base 1 to 789 and encodes 262 amino acids. The record is from RefSeq and is a predicted model, not a curated record. The transcript is spliced from 3 exons.